Molecule: messenger RNA, 591 nt
Organism: Chaetura pelagica (chimney swift)
Lineage: Eukaryota; Metazoa; Chordata; Aves; Apodiformes; Apodidae
Gene: SFRP5
Product: secreted frizzled-related protein 5
Exons: 3
Biological process (GO): non-canonical Wnt signaling pathway; canonical Wnt signaling pathway; negative regulation of canonical Wnt signaling pathway
Molecular function (GO): Wnt-protein binding
Source: RefSeq, a predicted model, not a curated record
CCCGUCUCCCCCUGCCGCUCCCUCUGCGAGGUGGUGCGUGACUCCUGCGCCCCGGUCAUGGAGUCCUACGGCUUCCCCUGGCCCGAGAUGCUGCACUGCAGCAAGUUCCCCUCCGACCACGAACUCUGCAUCGCCGUCCAGUUUGGGAACAGCAAGGCCACCCCGCCACCAGUGUCCAAGAUCUGCACCCAGUGCGAGAUGGAGCACAAGGCAGAUGGCAUGAUGGAGCAGAUGUGCUCCAGUGACUUUGUGGUGAAGAUGCGCAUCAAGGAGAUGACAGAGGAGAAUGGGGAGCGUCGACUGGUGGCCGCCCAGAAGAAGAAGGUGCUGAAGCUGGGCCCACUGAAGCGCAAGGACACCAAGAAGAUGGUGCUGCACAUGAGGAACGCGAGUGCCUGCCCUUGCCCCCAGCUUGACAGCCUCAGUGGCAGCUUCCUGGUGAUGGGACGCAAGGUGGGUGGCCGCCUGCUCCUCCUCGCUGUCUACCCCUGGCAGAAGCACAACAAGGAGAUGAAGUUUGCCGUCAAGUUCAUGUUCUCCUACCCCUGUCCCCUCUACCACCCCCUGCUCUAUGGGGCUGGGCAGCACUAG